Molecule: messenger RNA, 777 nt
Organism: Elgaria multicarinata webbii
Lineage: Eukaryota; Metazoa; Chordata; Lepidosauria; Squamata; Anguidae
Gene: CIMAP3
Product: ciliary microtubule associated protein 3
Exons: 6
Coding region: 1-777 (258 amino acids)
Biological process (GO): regulation of cell projection organization
Molecular function (GO): cytoskeletal protein binding
Source: RefSeq, a predicted model, not a curated record
AUGACAAAACAAAUCUCUCCCAACUUUUCCCGCCCUGCCCGGGCAGCUUUUUUUCCAGCCCCCAGAUCCGAAGCUCCGGCGCGCCGCCCAUUUUCUCCGAUCUUUUGUCAAGAACCCAGCCCAGCUCCGUUCCCAUGGCAACUCAUGGGGCUCACACACAUGAACAGCGUCCGCACCAUGUUCUCCGGGCAACGGCAGCUGGCGUGGGAGCUCACAGAGGCACAGAAACGAACUUCAUUUGGAACAUGUCAAGAGAAGAAAAUUUUCCCCUUUUUUUACGCACCAGACCGAUUAGGCAAUGAGUAUGUACCAAUUAGAGGUGACACUCAUCGUGGACCUGGAACUUAUAACCAUGGAGAGCGGAGCACCCUUCUGUAUCUCCUGGCUAACAGACCAGAGAGUAUUAAAGGUUACACCCUGGGAGCAAGAACAACCCCACGUUUUGGACUAAUCAGCAAGCACGCGACUCCUUGCCCUACAACAUACCAGGCAAUAUGGAUCAAAGACCACAAGCGUAGCAAUAUCCCAUUUCGCAGUAACUCACCACGAUUUUCAGGGCGGAUUCCGGACAAAGAAUUUUUCCCCGGACCUGGAACGUAUGAGCCAAACAAGAUGCCACACAGGCACGUCACCUGGCCGGGAAAAUUUGGAUCCCCAGACUGGUCUUUAAUACCAACACCAGUGAAAAGAACCCUCAGAACUGAGCUGCUCUCAGACAAAGAAUUUAGGAAGCAACGGAACCUACUGGCCUACCUGAGCUUAUACUAUGAUGACUAA